GCACUGGAUCCACGAGACCUCGGGUUCCGCUGGGCACCGGCAGCCCGAUCGCUGGAUCCACGGUGCGGGACCUGUUCCGUAGCGUGGAUCUCGUGCCCGUCUCCUAGAUGGUGCAGGGAGUCCCGGAGACCCACGUGAGGUUGGACAGGCAGCAUGGAUGACUGGCACAGAGCCUUCACCCAGAACACACUGGUCCCUCCCCACCCGCAGAGAGCGCGGCAGUUUGGGAAGGAGUCCACAGCAUUCCAGUGCGUCCUGAAGUGGCUUGACGGGCCACUCAUUAAGCAGGGGAUCCUAGACAUGCUGUCCGAGCUUGAAUGCCACCUGCGAGUGUCUCUCUUCGACGUCACCUACAAACAUUUCUUCGGGAGGACGUGGAAAACCACAGUGAAGCCCACCAAUCAGCUCUCUAAGCAGCCACCCAGGAUCCUCUUCAAUGAGCCCUUGUACUUCCACACGACCUUGAGCCACCCCAGCAUCAUGGCUGUUAUCGAAGUGGUUGCUGAAGGCAAGAAGAGGGACGGCGCCCUGCAGGUGCUGUCCUGUGGGUUUGGAAUUCUUCGAAUCUUUGGCAAUAAGCCGGAAUCUCCCACCUCUGCAGGCCAGGACAAACGGUUGAGGCUGUAUCAUGGUACCCCCAGAGCCCUUCUGCAUCCACUUCUCCAGGAUCCCAUAGAACAGAACAGGUACAUGACAAUGAUGGAAAACUGUAGCCUGCAGUACACCCUGAAGCCACACCCGCCCCUGGAGCCCGCCUUCCACCUGCUCCCCGAGAACUUCCUGAUCUCCGGCCUCCAGCAGAUCCCUGGCCUCCUCCCACCUCAUGGAGACACGGGUGAUGCCCUGAGGAAGCCUCGCUUCCAGAAGCCCACCACAUUGCACCUAGAUGACCUCUUCUUCACCCUGUACCCCUCCCUGGAGAAGUUUGAGGAGGAACUUGUGCAGCUGCUCAUCAGCGACCACUUCCGGGAGGGGGUUGGCCUGCUAGAUAGCGGCACCCUAGAGGUCUUGGAGCGGCGCCUGCAUGUCUGUGUCCAUAAUGGUCUGGGCUUCGUGCACAGGCCACAGGUGGUUGUGCUUGUACCUGAGAUGGACAUGACCUUGACGCGCUCGGCCAGCUUCAGCAGGAGAAUCACUGCCUCUUCUAAGAGCAGCUCUGGAAAUCAGGCUCUGGUUUUGAGAAGCCACCUGAGACUCCCGGAGAUGGUCAAUCACCCAGCGUUUGCCAUCGUCUUCCAGCUGGAGUACGUGUUCAACAGCCCCUCAGGAGCAGACGGCAGUGCCAGCUCAUCCACCUCUCUGUCCAGCUUGGCGUGCAUGCACAUGGUUCGAUGGGCUGUUUGGAACCCCGAUCUGGAAGCAGGCCCGGGAAAGGUGACGCUGCCUCUUCAGGGUGGGGUACAGCACAACCCCUCACGCUGUCUGGUCUAUAAGGUGCCUUCGGCUAGCAUGAGCUCUGAGGAGAGUGUGUUUGGCUGCAUCCCCAUCAUCCGCCACUAGAUGUCAGUGGAGUGCCCGGUUGUGGCUGCAAGCGUCUCCAGACCUUGCUGAAGGCUUUUUGGGCCAGAAGUGCCUGUGGUUGAGGACCAGCACCCUGAGCAGACAGCGUGAAUGACAGCAGUGUGCUGUAGUGGGACCUGCUCUGUUUCUGCUCCUGUGCUGGGAAAGCACCGUGGCUUCUCUGCGAGUUUCUUCCUGGUGUCUCCAACCCUGGCCAAGUGGGACCAGCUGGAAUGGGGGUGUGCCUUACCCGUGCCCUCGCCCAGCGGGCUCUGCGGACCUUUGGACCCUGAGAGGGAAGCUGAGCAGAAAUGGCAGCUGCCAGUCGGGGAAAACAGCACUCAUGGAGAAGCUGCAUUGUUUCUGGGAAGCUGUUCUGGGGCUCACGUCGCCCACUGUUAUUUCACUGUUUGCCGUGAAGCAAGCCUCCAUCUCAUGCCGUGUUUCCUUUUCUUGUCUCGUCCUUUUCCUUUGGAUGAAUAAUUCUUUAAAAGUA
This is a messenger RNA of Rattus rattus (black rat), 1996 nucleotides long. Its product is annotated as nephrocystin-4-like. The transcript is spliced from 11 exons. NCBI's taxonomy places the organism in Eukaryota, Metazoa, Chordata, Mammalia, Rodentia, Muridae. Bases 154 to 1500 code for a protein of 448 amino acids. Gene Ontology annotation, biological process: protein localization to ciliary transition zone; negative regulation of canonical Wnt signaling pathway. The record is from RefSeq and is a predicted model, not a curated record. Gene Ontology annotation, cellular component: ciliary base; cytoskeleton; ciliary transition zone.